AUGGCGCCUGCCGUGCUGAGACUUCUCAAGUUCACCACAAAAGUUGCGGUGGCUGGAGGAGCUGUCUAUGUGGCAUAUGACUAUGGGUUGCUGGGAAGUGGUACUCAGGGAGAAGAAGCCUUGAACAAGACCACAGCAGCUGUACCUCCUGCUGUUCAUGAAUGGGCAGACUACUUUGGUUUGCAGAAGGGACUGGUCGAAUCUCGAUGGUUGGGCUAUAUCAAGCCAGGGACGCCAUGUCUGCAGGAAUUUUGUCUUCCAUCCACACCAAAGCUUGACUUUUCUCUUGGCGAGUCAUGGAAUUGGGGGGUGCAGAAGUCUGUGUCUGCUCUCUCAUCUGCACCAAACAAAGCGUGUGAGUACACGGCAGAUGGAUGGAAGUAUAUAAAAGACUCGGUGAAGUGA
This is a messenger RNA of Staurois parvus, 405 nucleotides long. Lineage: Eukaryota; Metazoa; Chordata; Amphibia; Anura; Ranidae. The record is from the annotation of a GenBank genome assembly.